Messenger RNA from Gymnodraco acuticeps, 1540 nucleotides. RefSeq names its product arylalkylamine N-acetyltransferase 1 (gene aanat1). Gene Ontology annotation, biological process: response to light stimulus; circadian rhythm. Gene Ontology annotation, cellular component: cytoplasm. Gene Ontology annotation, molecular function: aralkylamine N-acetyltransferase activity. The coding region runs from base 132 to 740 and encodes 202 amino acids. The record is from RefSeq and is a predicted model, not a curated record. The transcript has 3 exons. Lineage: Eukaryota; Metazoa; Chordata; Actinopteri; Perciformes; Bathydraconidae.
UCCCUUUACGCACGGAUCAGGCUUCUAGACGAGGACCUAGCAACGUUAAAGGAGAGAUAAGCAGACAUAGGUCCUCAGGUACACACCCCCAUACUUUAUUAUUUUGUUUUCUUUGGGGAAAACACCACUUUAUGUCGGUGAUGAGCGCAGUUCCGUUGACGAGGCCGCUCCACAUGCCCUCUCUGGGGUCGAGGGGUCGCCGCCACACGCUGCCGGCCAGCGAGUUCCGCUCCCUGAGCCCGGAGGAUGCUAUCAGCGUGUUCGAGAUUGAGAGAGAAGCCUUCAUUUCAGUGUCCGGCGAGUGUCCUCUCCACCUGGACGAGGUGCGUCACUUCCUCACCUUGUGCCCUGAGCUGUCUCUUGGCUGGUUUGAGGGGGGACGUCUGGUGGCUUUCAUCAUCGGCUCACUGUGGGACCAGGAGAGGCUUACCGAGGAUGCCCUCACUCUCCACAAGCCUCACGGGAUGACCGUCCACAUCCACGUCCUGGCCGUCCACAGGACUUUCCGGCAGCAGGGCAAAGGCUCCAUCCUGAUGUGGCGCUACCUGCAGUACCUGCGCUGCCUGCCCUACGUCCGCCGCGCCGUGCUGAUGUGUGAAGACUUCCUGGUCCCCUUCUACAGGAAGUCAGGCUUCAAGGUGCAGGGCCCCAGUGAGAUCUCGGUGGGACCCCUUACAUUUAUUGAGAUGAUGUUCCCGGUCAGGGGCCACGCCUACAUGCGACGUAACAGCGGUUAUUGAGGACAGAUGGACUUCAUGUGGAUUCUCCCUGGAUCCUCUGGGACCUGAAUCCCCUCAUGGACACAUCAUUAUGGGACAUCUGAGCAGCUUCCAGCAGCAGCAGGUUGUUUGUGAUCCUCACUUUGCAUACGACAGCUUCUGAGGAAUGUGCUCCGACUGUGAGUCUGCAGACAGCCGAGUGCAAACAUCAGCAGUGUGGAAAAUAGUUGAAAACUUAAAAUACUGCAAGGAAAAAAAACUAUUCAUUACAGCAAAGUCCUGAAAGAAUGUAAGCACUUAUUUAUUAUAUUUUGUUUUGUAUUUAACGAUUAAUAAUGUAAGAAAUGUAAUAUUGUAUUCAAUAGAACACAGUGGCCUUGUCUUUGUUAAUAUAUGUAUUAUUUAACCAAUAUAACAUGGUUUCAUGCGCUCCAUGAAACCAUUGUGUCAUUAAGUAUAUGCCCAGUACUAAUUCAUUCUGCCCUUUAUGGUUUGGUAAAAAACGUCAUGCCUACCACAGCAUUAGAACAUUUCUGUUAUGUGCAACACUUUGUUUAACUAUGAUGAUGACUUUGAAGGUGAAUUGCCAAAGUGAACAGCUAACUUUCAAAGCCUACGAAAUAAAGAUUCAAAAGGGAGUGAUAUUAUACAAUAGUUCUAUUUAGUAGCUUAGACGCAGGUGAUUAUUUUAUUAUAUUUAUGUACACAUGCAAUCACUUUAUUUAGUAUUUAAGUUUUCUAAAUGUUUGCUUUCAAAUGAUCUCGAUAGCCUCCUCUUGCCUUUCCCCUCAUAGACCAUCACCGCCUCCCGAAUCUUGAAU